AUGAGUUACAAAUCGGUGAACAAGGAUGGAUUCAGAAACGACGGGAAUUUAGUGAUGUCCAAAAGGUCACCUUCUAUUUUGGUGACCGACUCCCGUUCCUCUAAGAAAAGAAUGAGUGCACCAUUUGCUGGGCAUGCGGCAGGAGUGCGAAAUCGAGAUGGAUCGAGUGACUCUCGUGAAUUCCAAUCUCUUGCAGGCACUUCUUCAUCUAAAAGAAGAGCUGCUGGUAGAUUUAGUGAGAUUUCAGUAGAUAAUAUUCUUUCUGACACAUCCGACGUUCCAUCGGGUAAAAGAGAAGAGCGACAGUCAGUAUCCUCAACGGAUCGAAGUCCGUUAGCGGAUAAGCUGCGGUCACUGGCCUACUCCAAGAUGAUUAACCCGCUUCCUCCUCGAACGUCCAAGACUUCCCAAAAAUUAGUUCUGAUUCCUGAGGAUGCCAGUGAUGGAAGAGAAUCUAUAACAGGAUCCUUUGGCAAAAAAAAGUCAACAACCUCUUUGAAAGUGCACAAUGAUAGAAGCGUAUCAAGCCGUAAGGAACAUAAACUUGCUCGAAUAACGGCUUACAAUGUUGCGGAAGGUUUAAAUUUAAAAUUGAUGUCCAAAUUCCUGAAAACUACGCACGAAGUGUCGCCAAGACUUUACGAUGAAUGUCUCUAUGUCGCCUACACUCUACCUCUUUUGCAGGGCAAAGAUGGUUUUCGGGUCAAAUCGAAUAUCUCCAAAAAAGUUGUUGGAGGAAAGACUCUAAUUGAUAAGCUGAUCGACACAAGUGAACAAAGGGACCAUCAUUAUGAGUACUACUCUGGUGUUGAAACCCCGGAAGAUAUUAGUAACGCAUACGAACUUGAUCCUAACGCCGUACAAUUGGAAAGUGAUCUCAGCACCAUACCGAACCACUUACCGAAUCACUCAGGUUAUCAGGAUGGUUUUGAUCCCAGUGAGCCACAAUUUUUUGCGGAAGAAACUCCGGUUGAACAGGAACUAAGGGAAAAGAAGGAACGUCUCACUUACAAUUCAACCAUCGAGCGCAGUUCAAAUGAACGUGGGAACCAUCAGCACGCAGAAAUCUUCAUUUUUCGAUAUGGAGUGAUUGUUUUUUGGAAUUUCACUGAAAUGCAGGAAAAGAAUAUAUUGGGAGAUAUUGCUUUUGCUGAUUACAAGAACCUAGUGAUGAGGCCUUUGGAUGAGCAAGAUAUAGAAAGGGAGCAGUUUCAUUUUGAUUAUGACAAGGAUACCGAGAGACCCAGGAUUUUCAACGAUAUUGUAACUUUAAGAUCUGGCGAUCAUAUAAUAGAGCUCACGCUGUCUCAUGCCAUUGCACAAUCUUCGAAGCUUUCCCGGUUUGAGUCUAGAAUAACACCUAUACUUACUUCAGUAACCAAACUUCCUAAACGGCUUGCUCUUUACGGUACAUUGGGCCUUAAGCGAGAGCAACUAUUAAAAAAAUCUGGUAAACUAUUCAAAUUGAGGGUUGAUGUUAAUCUCUCAUCAAGCAUAUUAGACACACCCGAGUUCUUUUGGAGUUUUGAACCGAGCUUACAUCCUCUGUACGUUGCUAUGCGAGAGUACUUGGAGAUUGACCAACGGGUGCAAGUAUUGAAUGACCGUUGCAAAGUAUUUUUGGAAUUCUUCGAUAUUUGUGUCGAUUCAGUGGCCGAACGUAAUAUGGCAAGAGUUACAUGGUGGUUUAUUAUCGCAAUCAUAAUUGGAGUGGCCUUUUCACUUGCUGAAAUACUAGUACGAUACAUAAUUAUUCAUGGUAGGUAA
Zygotorulaspora mrakii is the source of this 1767-nucleotide messenger RNA. RefSeq names its product Rmd8p (gene RMD8). The transcript has a single exon. NCBI's taxonomy places the organism in Eukaryota, Fungi, Ascomycota, Saccharomycetes, Saccharomycetales, Saccharomycetaceae. The coding region runs from base 1 to 1767 and encodes 588 amino acids. The record is from RefSeq and is a predicted model, not a curated record.